AUGAGCGACGAGGAGGACCAGCAGAGGCAGGCGGCGAGGUUCCAGGCCCCCGAGGGCGAGGACGCCGAGGCGUGGGCCCUCCAGUCCGUCGCGGGUGUGCUUCAACGAGUGCAAGAGGCUCCGGGAGACGAAGUGAGUGUGGAGGCGCUGGUGCGGCAGUUGGAGCGGCUGCCGAGAGAGGCGCGAGCACACCAGCUUGUGCGUUUGCUGCUUGAGACUCGAGAGGAGUCGAUCCCAAAAGAGGCCGUGUUGGGGAUUUGGGGCAAGCUUGUCGCGGGGAAUAAAGCAAAGGGUGGGUCCUCAGGUGGCCAGAAGUCGAGAGCCAAGAGCGCAGCUAGCAUCCCCAUCAUUCGAAGUCGGUUGCUCGAGUCCAAACGAAAGCAGGCUGAGUGCGACCUCAAGUUACUGCAGAACCGAAUAUCACUGCUGCAGCACGAAGAGUCGAAGGCAUGGAAAAAGAUCGCGCAGACGAAAGAUCGAGCUCAAGAAAUCCUCGAAAUGCGUCUAGCUAGCUUGCAACGCCAGGAAGAGAAGUCAAUACACGCAGUCGAACGCGAACGGCAGUCUCGUACGGCACAAAAGAAGCAGCACAGCCUCAAAAAGGAGUCGGUGAUCAAGAAAAAGCACGCUGCCAUUCAAGUAAUCUCAAAGAAGUAUCAGGACGUUGAACAGGUGAAGACUGAGAGCAAGCGGCUGAAGGCGGAGCGUGAACGAUUGCAGUUGUUGCAAGUGGAGCGGGCACGAGCAAAGCGACAGGCCAUUCGAAGACAAGAAGAUGCACUGAAGAAGAAGAAAUUGUUGGAUCGCCAACAUGUGGACGAGGAAGCAGCUCUGCGGUUAAUGAAGAAGGCCAUCGCAGAGGAGCGACAGAUCCGAGAGCACCGUAAAAAGGUGCAAGAGAUGGAGGAGGCAGAACGGGCCUUGAUCCAGCGGUUGCAAGGAACCCAACUUAUUCAGAGAGAAGCGUAUUCAGUUCUCGAACAGGCUCUACUGCGAACAGAUCUAAAGCGUGCACAUUCCGUUGCCCCGUUGGGCGAAAGGUAA
Molecule: messenger RNA, 1044 nt
Organism: Phytophthora sojae
Lineage: Eukaryota; Oomycota; Peronosporomycetes; Peronosporales; Peronosporaceae
Exons: 4
Coding region: 1-1044 (347 amino acids)
Source: RefSeq, a predicted model, not a curated record